UUUUGCUGCUCGUAUCUUUCCCCCUCAACCGCGUGCGCCCGACGUAACAAUGAUGGCCGCGGCGUUCGCGGCGGCGUUUCCGGCGCCGCGCGGUGAGCCCGCGGCCUCGGCGGGAGGCCCCGGCGCUCCCCCGACGAAGAACGGGUCUCCGCCGCGCUUCGGCGUCUCCAGACCCUCGUGGAUCGUGCGCACCGAGUCGAAUGUUAGGAAAGAGAAAGAGAAGAAACCGGAUCCUCCUUGUGUUGUCUGCAACGGCAGCAGGCGAAUAAGCUGUCACCAUUGCUGGGGCAGAGGCAGGACAAAUUCUGUUCAUCUUGUUAUGCUUCCGAAAGGCGAAUGGCCGAAAUGGUGCAAUGUUUGUGGCGGAAGCGGGCUCGAAUACUGUAACCGGUGCCUCGGAACAGGCGAAUUUAGAGAUGUAAUGGGCUUCCAUUUUAUGAAGGUUGACAGCAACCCAGAGCCAAAAUUUGGAGGGAAGCAAUCAAACAGAUGCUUCAUUGAAUGGUAAAUGGCAACUGAAGCAAGCAGAUUCUAUGAUGCGAGUCUCUCUUAAUGCGGAAAAUCUUUGGAAUUGCUUGUUGUCUAUAUGUUGAUCUGUAGUUUCUUUUGGCCUUCUAGUUUAUGAGAUAAGCAUUGUCGGUAUUUGUUUUUUAAUUGGGAGAACUAGAUGUAACUGUAUACUUGCUGAAGAUAAUCUGAUACUUCUUUUGAUGUGAUGGAGAUCAUCUUUACCUUGAAAUGUAUCUGAUUGGCUGCAUUGUGAUUCUC
Molecule: messenger RNA, 768 nt
Organism: Ananas comosus (pineapple)
Lineage: Eukaryota; Viridiplantae; Streptophyta; Magnoliopsida; Poales; Bromeliaceae
Exons: 5
Coding region: 50-508 (152 amino acids)
Source: RefSeq, a predicted model, not a curated record